AUGUCCGAAAUAAAUAUGGAAAAGUUUGCCGUGCCUGACUUUGUUCCUGAGCGGUAUGUGAAGGAACUAGCGCGGUCCUGUGUCGGGGGGGAGGAGCUCCAUCAGCAAAAGGAGAAUAUUCAAAGUUUAGCCGAUGAAACAGCCAGUGCCCUCAAAAAAAAUGUCUACGAGAACUAUAUGCAGUUUAUCGAGACCGCCACCGAGAUAUCCCACCUAGAAGCUGAAAUGUACAAGUUGUCUCAUUUGCUAAGCGAACAACGAACGGUGCUCACAACUUUAUCUCAUGCGUCAAUUUUAGGUAAUGAAAAUACUGUAUCACGCGAGUCCCUUGAUAAUCAUGACGUCGAAGCCGAAAAAGCCGAAGAGCAGCGUAAAAAUAAGCUUAAUACAAUAACAGAAAAAGUAGAGGGUUGUAUGAACUUGUUAGAUGUUCCAGAAAGAACUUUAUUGCAUGAAGGUGAUUUGUUAGAGAUAGAUGCUGAAGAAAAUACUGCCUUACAGAGAAUGCAUGUGUACUUGUUUAAUGACUGCCUCAUGCUGACAUCUUGGAUAUCAAAUCGUCGUGGUCCAAUGAGAUACAAAUUUCAAUGUAGUUACCCAAUUAGUACUUUGGCAGUUGUAAAUGUUAGGGAUUUGGGAACUGUGAAACAAGCUUUUAAGGUGCUAGCAUUUCCUGAUACAAGGGUAUUUCAAUGUAAUAGUAUUGCAGUAAAGAAAGACUGGCUGGACAAGUUCGAUGUGGCAAAGAAGAUGUAUGUAGAAAAAGAAAAUUCUAAACAGAAAAAGAAAGAAAAUGAAGGUAAACCUAAACUUGAAUCUUUGGAGUCACCUAGUCUAUCAGUUGAGGAGCUACCAUCUCCUCAGAUAGCUCCUUUACCUGAAUGGUUGGUGGAUGUGACUGAAGAAUUGGAUGUUCUAAUUGUUGAAAGACAUUUCCAGAAAACCUAUGAACUGAUGGUGCAAGCACAAAAGUCACUAAAUACAGUUGAAUUCAAGGAACAUCCCCAAAGAUCUGAUAUUUUGAAAAAAAUUGAAAAGAAACAAAAGGCUCUUAUAGAGAUAUUAUUGAAAGAGCUGGAUGUCACUCACAACUGGAGCCCUCGCGGAGGCCUGCGUUCAGCGAGACAACCUGUCAUUAUACUCAAUAAAUUUAAUAUGACCAGUCAGGCUUGUGAACUGUUUCUAGCCAUAUGUAGUCACACUGUUAAAGUUCAUGUCAAAGGGGUCCAACUAGAAGGCUCUAUUAACAGUUAUGUUCGACAAGUUGGUGAAGUAUUCUUUUGCUCACUAAGUGAUGCCUUAACAGAGUUCACUACACUUUUCCCUAAGAAUAAAGUUAGCGCUUUUGUAGUUUGGGCUAGCAUGCAACUUAGAAUUCUGAUGAGUCAAAUAAUAAAGCAGAUAUUUACUCCCCAGUGUGCUUUAGAUUCAGUGCUAGAGUGUGUUGAUAGUUUAAGAGAACAAUGUGCACUGUUCUGUGAGUUUGGCUUAGAUUUAAGAUUUCAAAUGAAUAGCUGCUUAAGAUCACCUAUAACAAAAGCACUCAGAGAAUAUAAAGAGAAAAUUGUUGAUUCUAUGAAAAGUAAAGUAUCUGAUGAUAAAUGGACUCCUGUAAAUAUGCACACGAAAGCUGGUGUCAAUAAAUUCUUAUUACAGAUGGAAAAUUUGGGCCUUAUCUUAGCUAAGUAUGUUAUAAACGAAACUUGGGUAGAUUUAUCGAGCAGCACUAUAUGGUUUGCUCAGUCUGUCAUAACAAUACAGAAAGUUGGAUUAAGGCUUGUUACAAAAGACUUGAUGGAUGUCUUAGACGAAUGUAUUUAUGCUAUAUUCAAUUCACGCCUUAUGCUCUCUUCAGGUAAUGAUUCAAACUAUGCCCAAAAAAAUUUCAAAUUUAUUUUAGAUACAGUUAUGCCUCUAAUGUUGAGGAGGUACAGAGAGGAGGUUGGUUAUGAUAAUGAGAAACUUGUUGCUCUUGGAAAGAAGUUUGGUGUGAAUUUUGUACCACCAAAGAAAUCAAACAUCACAAAAUACACAAGUAAUGAAUAUUUAUGA
Molecule: messenger RNA, 2052 nt
Organism: Diatraea saccharalis (sugarcane borer)
Lineage: Eukaryota; Metazoa; Arthropoda; Insecta; Lepidoptera; Crambidae
Source: the annotation of a GenBank genome assembly